AUGAAGGAGUACAUCGCGCGCUUCGGGCACGGGUCCGCCAAGCUGGCACGGCAGGCGCAGAGCAAGGAGAAGACGCUGGCCAAGAUGGAGCGCGGCGGGCUGAGGGAGAAGGUGGCGAGGGACAGGAUCCUGACGUUCCGCUUCGCGAAUGUGGGCAAGCUCCCGCCGCCGGCGCUGCAGUUUGUGGAGGUGACGUUCGGGUACACGCCGGACAACCUGAUCUACAAGAAGCUGGACUUUGGCGUGGACCUUGACUCGCGGGUGGCGCUGGUGGGUCCCAACGGGGCGGGUAAGAGCACGCUGCUGAAGCUGAUGACGGGGGAGCUGGUGCCGCUGGACGGGAUGGUGCGGCGGCACAACCACCUACGUAUCGCGCAGUUCCACCAGCACCUGGCGGAGAAGCUGGACCUGGACCUGUCUGCGCUGCAGUACAUGCUGAACGAGUACCCGGGCAACGAGGAGGAGCGGAUGCGGGCGGCCAUCGGGCGGUUCGGGCUGUCGGGCAAGGCGGCGGCACGGCACCAAACAGAUGCGUGCAACUUCAGCGGAAGGAAGGAAGGCUAUUAG
Molecule: messenger RNA, 567 nt
Organism: Triticum turgidum subsp. durum (durum wheat)
Lineage: Eukaryota; Viridiplantae; Streptophyta; Magnoliopsida; Poales; Poaceae
Source: the annotation of a GenBank genome assembly